AUGGACUCAAUAAGGAUGGUGUACGUGGCAGCACAAGUGUGCAUCCGACAUGGAGAAAAAUGCAUGCUCACCAAGCAGGAAUAUGUCGGCAAUGACCCGCUCCAGUUGUCCAAGAUCAACGUAUUUUUUGAAGACUCAAACCAAGAGGGAAAAUAUGUUCCGCGAUCCGUGAAUGUAGACCUUGAACCUGGCACCAUUGAUCACCUGCGUGCGGGUCCUCUAGGACGACUGUUCCGUCCAGACAAUUAUGUGCACGGUGAGUCGGGUGCAGGUAACAAUUUUGCCAAAGGUUACUACACUGAAGGUGCAGAGCUGUUGGAUGCUGUGUUGGAAGUAGCUCGACAUGAGACGGAACGCGCUGACAUGUUUCAGGGCUUCCAACUCGUGCACUCGUUGGGCGGUGGUACUGGAUCGGGUCUGGGAACAAACCUCUUAAGCAAGCUGCGUGAGGAGUACCCGGACCGGAUGCUUGCUACUUGGUCUGUUCUUCCGUCGCCCAAAGUGUCCGAUACGGUUGUAGAGCCGUACAAUGCGACGCUGUCGUUCCAUCAGCUCGUGGAAAAUGCCGACCUGUCGUUCUGCUUGGAUAACCAAGCGCUCUAUGACAUUUGCCAGAGGACGCUGCGGAGCGAGUCACCUAGUACGAUGAUCUCAACAUGCUGA
This is a messenger RNA of Malassezia globosa CBS 7966, 663 nucleotides long. RefSeq lists its product as uncharacterized. Gene Ontology annotation, biological process: mitotic cell cycle; microtubule cytoskeleton organization. Gene Ontology annotation, cellular component: microtubule; cytoplasm. The transcript has a single exon. Lineage: Eukaryota; Fungi; Basidiomycota; Malasseziomycetes; Malasseziales; Malasseziaceae. Bases 1 to 663 code for a protein of 220 amino acids. Gene Ontology annotation, molecular function: structural constituent of cytoskeleton; GTPase activity; GTP binding. The record is from RefSeq and is a predicted model, not a curated record.